UUUUUCUUGGUCUUUAUAUUUGCUUGCCUACAAAACAAGAGAAAAAAAAUAAUAAUUCAAAGUUCUAAAUUUUGGCUGCUGCUGCUGCAAUUUCAUUGACUUUAAUUUCGGCUCUGUUUAAACUCUUUCUUCUAUAUCAAAUUUGCUUUACUAAUCAACUUAGUUGCCUUUUUUUUUGCUUUAUUUAUGUAUUUUGUGCUUCAAUUACUGCUAUAAUUCUUCUUAUAUUUAUAUGAGCAGGAGCUUAUAAUUUCAGUUAUCGACUUUUUAUUUUGUUAAUUCUUUUUUAGUACAAGGCAAUAAUGAGUUGGUAUAGUCAAUUUAAUUUAUUGUAGCUUGAGAACGGCUAGCUUUGCUUUAGGUAAUGCUUUUAAUUUAGGGAAGGUAAGAAUGUUCAAUUGGGUAUAAAAAAAGCCUUUUGGUUGCCGUGGACUUGUAUUGUCUAUAUGUUUCAUUUUGUGGGUUCAAAGCAAUUUUUGUGUUUGUGUUUUUGAUGGAAAGUAGAAAAUGGGGUUGUUUGAUUUUCGUAUCCUGCUUGCAGAUUUGUGAUGGGUGAAUAGCUUGUCUAUUGUUGAGUUAUGAGCUUAAUGGAGAGCACGUCUAGUCAAGCUAUUGAUUCAGAUGAAAGUGAAAGGUGAAGUUGACAAGAUCUUGGAACAGUCUUUUGAAAGUUUACCCUCAAUAGGAGAUGAUGUAGAACCCUAUAUUGGUAUGGAGUUUAAGUCAAGAGAUGAUGCUCGAGAAUUUUAUGUUGCUUAUGGAAGACGUACAGGAUUUACUGUACGGAUCCAUCAUAAUCGUCGUUCACGCAUAAAUAAUAUGGUAAUUGGUCAAGAUUUCGUUUGUUCGAAAGAAGGUUUUCGUGAAAAGAAAUAUAUUUAUCGGAAAGACAGAGUUCUUCCUCCACCACCUAUAACUCGCGAAGGCUGUCAUGCAAUGUUAAGGCUAGCUUUAAGAGAGGGAGAUAAGUGGGUUGUCACCAAAUUUAUAAAAGAGCACAAUCAUGCACUAAUGUCUCCGAGUAAAGUACCAUGGCGAGGAUCUACAAAAAGUUUUGUCAGUGAGGAUGAGAAGGAUCGGAGAAUACGAGAAUUGACCCUAGAACUCAACAAUGAGAGACAAAGAUGUAAACGACGGUGUGCAGCAUACCGGGAACAAUUACGCAUGGUGUUGAAAUUUGUUGAGGAACAUACGGACUACAUGUCCGAAAGAGUUCAAGAUAUAGUGAAGAACAUAAGAGAACUUGAAGAUGAGCAACUGGAAGAUUCCGUUUGCCCAUAUAUGUAGUGCACUUCUUAGGUAAGAGUAGAUAUAAUUAGACCACUGUACAUUUAUUUACUUUUUAUUGUAUUUUUUUUU
This is a messenger RNA of Pistacia vera, 1359 nucleotides long. Its product is annotated as protein FAR1-RELATED SEQUENCE 5-like. The transcript is spliced from 3 exons. The record is from RefSeq and is a predicted model, not a curated record. NCBI's taxonomy places the organism in Eukaryota, Viridiplantae, Streptophyta, Magnoliopsida, Sapindales, Anacardiaceae. Bases 622 to 1287 code for a protein of 221 amino acids.